Messenger RNA from Aspergillus alliaceus, 2328 nucleotides. RefSeq lists its product as uncharacterized. The transcript is spliced from 5 exons. The record is from RefSeq and is a predicted model, not a curated record. Lineage: Eukaryota; Fungi; Ascomycota; Eurotiomycetes; Eurotiales; Aspergillaceae. Gene Ontology annotation, cellular component: nucleus. The coding region runs from base 376 to 2244 and encodes 622 amino acids. Gene Ontology annotation, molecular function: DNA-binding transcription factor activity, RNA polymerase II-specific; DNA binding; zinc ion binding. Gene Ontology annotation, biological process: DNA-templated transcription; regulation of DNA-templated transcription.
CCGGGCCCCGAGGUUCACUAGUUGGGCUCUAGUAUCAUCGUGAGCUAUCAAGACUGAUAGAAAGGAAAUGAUAGUUUCAGCAUAUAUUCUAUUGGAGCGUUGGAUUUACAGAUAUCAACGUCUGGCCUUUCCGCCACAAGAGGGUCAGUCUGACCUUAGCCAUGUCAGGCGAUCUAUCUCGAGGGAUCAUCUUUAGCGGGCCAAGGAGAGAUCGAGUCACUACAAGCUUCUUAACCUAGCUGGGCACCGUGUACACCGGGGUAGAUUCUGGGUCCGCGCCAGUCUCAUAAUUGGAUUGGAAUUUCCUCCCGCUGGUCGGGCCUCAUUGCUCACUCAACCCUGACGGGACAGUGAUAGUCAGAACCACAAGACCCAAUGAGCGACGAUACGACAACAGCGACAAAGGGCCGCCGACAGAACAAAGGGCUGGCUUGCGAGGAAUGUCGUUCCCGCAAGCUCCGGUGCGAUAUGAAUCAGCCCCAGUGUGGCACCUGUAAUAACCUGGGAGUGCCAUGCGUCACAAACACAGCUCGUCGGCCACGAGGCCCGAGAAAGGGUCAUGUUAAGAUUCUUAGGUCUCGCAUCGCGUCGCUCGAGCGUCUUUUGCAGGAGAGCUCUGAGGGCCAAACGGGCUAUGGGCCGGGUCAUGUAGAACCUACUCUCAAAGUCUUCGAUGCAGACCACUCAGUCAAGGUGAAUAUCGCUGAAGAGCCAACUAAGCAGGAUAACACUGUACAAGUGCGAGGGUCAUCGGAAGAGUGUGCCGCUUAUCACAUGGAAGCGCAGUCGAUGGAGCUUCCUAAAUGGCCUUCAAUGGCUCCUCUGUUGGAUGUAGAUAGUGAAUGGGCCAAACCGAUUGGGUCUCUCCCAGAUUCAACGUACUUUUCAUCCGAACCAACCCCACCGAGCAAUAUAUCGAACCCACUGUCGUCAACCUGGCCGCUCGAAGCCGACAUGAGUCCCCUGGACUUGGGUGCUCAGGCAUUGACGCCGAAAUUCCUGGCAAGCCAGCUCCCUCUUCAGUUAUCACCGUUAGAGCUUGCGGAUCUGGACGAUCUUUUCUUUGAACGGGCUUACCCGUUUGCGCCCAUCAUCAAUCAGCAGCGAUACUAUGCUCGCGCAGCCAAGGAAUUGGACUCAAGUGAGCCUUUUACGUGCUUACAAUAUGCCAUACGAACGCUUGCUGCAUCAAUGGGAAGCCAGUUUAAAGGUAUCUUGCCCUUACUGUACACCCACACGUGUUGCACAUUAGACGCAUGGGAGCAGAAUGUGCCCAACGAGGCUCUUCCAAUCGAGUUGGCCCAGGCUCGACUACUACUGGCAAUUUACGAGAUUUUGAAAAUCAACCCUAAAAAGGGCUGGAUCAGCGCCGGCCGCUGCUUCCAUCUUGUCCAUCUUGUGAAGCUUGACCAAAUUGACAACCCAAACGCUUGGCAAUCACCAGCUCUCUCCUUGGUAGAGAUAGAGGAGCGGAGGAGGACAUUUUGGACAGCAUAUGCACUGGAUCGUUAUGGUAAUCUCGUCAAUGGUCUACCGCUAACACUAAACGACGAAAUGAUUCUCACCCGUUUACCGGCUCCAGAGGCAGCCUUUCAAUGCCAGAGAUCUGUUAAUACAGACUUCCUGGCCCCAGCAAUAGCUAAAAAGAGCGAGAAACAGCUUUCCCCAUACGCCAAAUCGAUCGUCAUACUAUCCGUUUUUGCACGUUGUCUCUGUCACCGAAACCAAUGCCACGUAGAGCGUAUCAUAGAACCCACAUCUCAAGAGUUUCUGGUUCGCCAUCGAGUACUCGAUAGUAUCCUGAGCCACGAGGUUCAGACAAAUUUGUCCACUGAUCAAGACCCGUGUGAUCCCACGCUCCUAUUCAUCGACAUGUUGACCCAAGCUGCAGUACUUAUCCUAUUCACGGCUUUGAACUCUGUGCCAGAACCGACGAAUACUUACCGGGACAUCUAUAAAGUGUACGAAAAAAAAGCUUCUAAGGCGGUAGAAAGAAUGCGGUAUCAAGCACAGAAGCUGGCUCAACUUGGGUGUUUCAAAGUCCAUCCAUUUACAUCUAUCGCGCUAUUCAUCUGUGCCGAAUUUGCUCGUCCAUGCAAGGGGCUCAACCAGAACACCACGACGGACUUCAACGCCCUCUCUGCGGCUCUCAGUAAUCUAGCACCUGCUAACAGUCUCGCAAGGAUGCUCGAACUCGAGCUUCAGGGUACCCCAGAGGUGGCUUCAGUAAUUAGGGGCUUGUAAAGAGCCAUCGCCUGUAUGAAACGAUACUCAUGACCAUUGUAAAUCGACUGCUGUAUUUUUAAAAAUAGAUUGAGUGGACUAUCC